Vanessa atalanta (red admiral) is the source of this 2857-nucleotide messenger RNA. RefSeq names its product vacuolar protein sorting-associated protein 54 (gene scat). Gene Ontology annotation, biological process: retrograde transport, endosome to Golgi; Golgi to vacuole transport. NCBI's taxonomy places the organism in Eukaryota, Metazoa, Arthropoda, Insecta, Lepidoptera, Nymphalidae. Gene Ontology annotation, molecular function: syntaxin binding. The transcript has 2 exons. Bases 115 to 2769 code for a protein of 884 amino acids. Gene Ontology annotation, cellular component: GARP complex. The record is from RefSeq and is a predicted model, not a curated record.
CUAUAUGUACUUUUCACCAACAUACCAUGUAUACUUUAAUUUCUGUUAAUUUAAUAUUCAGAUGAUAUUAAAAACACAUAAAAUAUUUACUCUCAUAAGUAGGACAAAGAUGUUAUGGAGGACAAGUCCAUCUCAAAUAAGACGCCAAUAUGGCAAAACUGUGUGCAUUGCCCAAACCUGCUGUUCGAUACUGCCACGGAAUUCGAAAGACAUAUUCAAGAAAAGCACAGUAUUAAAGAGGGAACUAUCAUAUUAUGUCAAUAUGGGCAAAAUGGCAUAUGUUCAGCAUUACAAUUUGGAGAUUUACGAAAAGCAGGAUUCAAAUAUCAUGUAAGACAAUACCACGUUUAUAAGACUAAUACGAAUGAUGAUUGGACAUUUUACUCGUCAUCACAGAAUCUGCCUGCAGUUCUAAAUGAUCCUAAUAAAGGAAAACAAAGUAAUUUUUUUACAAAAACAUGGGGUGAUGGUUUUAUAGAGAAAGUAGAAAUUUAUCCUAGUCCAUAUUUACCGGAAAUAUGUUUAUUACAUUUUGAGUCAUAUUGUAAGAAAAUUUCUAGAAGAUAUAGAAGACAUUGUCAAAUUAAAGAAAAUUUGCCGAAUAAAACUAGAACACCUGUUAUAGAAACUGUUUGUGAAGUACCAAAUAUUUUCUAUGAUCAAUCCUUAGCACUUAAUGAUCCAAAGGUAUUUUGUAAAGUAUUUCCUGGACUUUCAAAUACACAAGAUAUUAACUCUACUAUAAGAUCAUUACAAGAAACAUUAAGCACGUACCUUGAUGUAGUUGAAAUGAAAAUAUCAAAACAAGUUGCACAGAAAUCAGAUGCCUUCUUCCAUGCAAUGCUUUCACAUGAUACUAUUAUGGAACAAAUGGCAAGAGCUGUUAGAACAGUCCAAAAUACAAGAAAAGAUAUUAAAGAUGUUAAACAAAAUCUCAGCGAGAGUCCAUUGAAGUUAAUUAGUUUGACAAGAAUAAAUCAAAAUCUUAAUAAAGUGCAUGAUCUUUUAAAAUUAAUGGGUACAGUUCAGCAAACACAACCAAUGAUUCAACUUCUUCUAAGCACUUCGGACUAUGUUGCUGCCUUAGACUUAAUCAGUUCUACACAAAAAGUAUUAUCAACACGUUUAUCAGGUAUUCAAGCUUUUCGACAUUUAUCUCCUCAGCUGACAGAAAUGAAAAGAUUAAUACACAAAAUGUUAAGUAAUGAAUUUUUAAGAUUUAUUGUAUCAGAUCUCAAUAGACCUCUUAAAGACCAAACAGAUUUGCCAGAAAGAGAUAAAGUAGUAUCUAUUGUAUCAGGAAUUCUUCGUUUAAAGGAAUUUGAUUUUCUUGACAUUUUUAAAACAGAAGCAAUGACAUCAAUUCAGACUACUAUUAAACAAUGUCUGGUAGAAAUUGUGUCAGAGAGGGAUGGUAGUACAGAAAUUGUAUUGAGGGGUUCAAAUAGCGACACAUGGCUACUUUGUAAUGAGGGGAUUACCUUUCUUCAGAAAGUUACACCAAACUUAGUAAAUUUAUUUAAAAGAAUUUUAUCUAUAAGCAAUUUAAUUCUAGAUAUAAGCCAAAUGGGUGAUAUAGUAGGGAAUGACAAUGAAGAAAUUUGGACACAAGAAGAAUUGCUUUUAAUAGAAGAAAAAGUAAAAAAAGUUAUUAUCUCUCUUUCUGACUACAGUAAUGAAAGGUGUGCCAAUCUUAUAGUCACAAAGACUGAUAAGGAAUAUGCAUUAACAGAUCUAUCGCAAUUAUCUAAAUUAUCUGACUUAAUAGAUCAUUUUUCUAAGGAAUGUGCAAAAAUAACAGGACAUUAUAGUAGUGCAAUGAAACUGGCAUUAAGGAGUUUUGCUAUGAAAUACAUUCAAAAUUUGCAUUCUGAACGAAGAUCACACCUUACUGCUGCUCUGAAUGGUGAAAGGUGGAAAGUUGCAGAUGUACCAUGUGAGCUACAAAGUGUUAUAAAUAAAAUAUGUGAGGUUGGUGAAAUCCCUCUUGUACUAAAUUAUGAAAGUGGAAAACCUGAUGGAAAAUAUUUAAUUAUCAACAAAGAAAACUAUGCUGUAGUUUCUACAGUGCAACUACUAAUCAAAAUUUUACUAGAAUACUGUGAUGCAACCAAGCAAUCACCAGAUAUAGUCCAAUACAUGGUACAUUGCAUGCUAGAACUUAUUAGAAUGUUUAAUUCUCGGUGCUGUCAGCUAGUAUUAGGUGCUGGUGCAAUACAGAGUGCAGGUUUGAAAACAAUUUCCACUUCAAAUUUGGCUUUAGUGUCAAGAUCUUUACAAGUUAUUCUAUGGCUUUUACCUUUAAUAAUGAAGUUAUUGGAAAAAAUGCACUCAAAAGAGGUUUCAUUAAGUGGUUUUACUAGCCUAGAAAAUGAUAUAGCUUUGCAUAAAAAAGAAAUUGAAAGUAAAAUAUGCUUGAUUGUAAGUAAUAUGCUAGGUUCUCAGCUGGGAGGCUGGGAAGCCAAACCUCCUGUUCCAUCACAAACAUUCCGAAAUAUAUCAAAACAUUUAGUGAAACUUCAUGAAGCUCUUAUUGAUAUUUUGCCACUAGAACAAAUUAGUAAUAUAUAUAUGAAAGUGCAUUAUAACUUUAAAGACAAAUUGAGAGAACAAUUGACAAAGAUGAAUAUAGUUGCAAAUGGUAGUCCUCAACAUGGUGUUGUUACCUCCGAGUUAACCUUUUAUUUACAGACUCUCAAAACUCUUAGAGUGAUUAAUGAUAAUGAUACUGAAAAUGAUAAUAUAUUAUAUGACAUUUGGUUAAACUAAAGAAUUAAAACAUUAUAGCAUUUUAAACUGGAAACUUAGUUGGAUUAACUUUUUAAAUACAAAUUAUCAAAAAUAAUAAAUAUAAAUA